UACCCGGAGGUAAACCAGAACAUUCUCUCUAAUUCAUUCCGCACCGAUCGAAAAACUACAACUGCGUCAAAUUGGAUAAUAAUGCUGCGCCAAGUUUCCCAUUUCAUGUGAAAUUUUCGAAAAUUCGAACUAGUCGUCAACCAUAUUCGUUGAUAAUUUGAUUCCGUUCUACGUAUCCUAAGCUCUAAUUUCACCAGAGCAAUGCAUGAGAAAAUAAUGCCCGAGAUGAAUUUAGAUGAGAUUCCGGUGGCUGCUUUAAAACCAGCGACCAUGGGUAGGCUUGGUUGCAUGUUAAAUGCACGUAAAAUUUUACCGUCUCCGGAGCCGUUGCGAUUACCGAGAGAUUAUAGAGGAAUUGCUCAUUUAAUGGGUAUAAGCACCAUUUACGGAUCGUUAGGAGAAAAACCCAUCGAAAAGCUUUUGUUGGAAUUAGGACCCGAUCAGCACUUGACUUUAGGACAAUUACAGUCGUAUUUUGAGAAAAUCGACAGAUACGAUGUUUUAGAUGACACCAAACAGAUGUUUCAUGACGAUGCUGUGGAAUUUGAGGAUAAAAAGCGUAGGAUAGUCGUGCAUAAACCUUAUUCAAUUCAUAAAUCUUUCAAUUCUGGCUUAAGAACUCUAACAAUUGAUGAUGCAGAAAAUGUUCGAAAUGGUAAAGGCCUACAAGUAUACGAUGUGUUUCUCCUAUACGUCGACGAUGACAGAGAUUUUGCUGAAAAUAUAAUGCAUGAGAUGGAAAAAAAAUUCGAUUUGAAGGUUUGUGACAGUGAUAGAGAUCUUCUGCCAGGGCUGACUUUCCAGCAUGCUGCUAUCAUGCAAUUAAUUUCAGAACGAUGUAAGAAGCUUUUUGUGAUCCUAUCGGAUGAAUUUUUUGGUAGUGAUCGUCACACGUUCUUCGUUAAAUUCGCACAAGCCAUCACUUACGAAACAGGAUACAGCAAAGUAAUCCCUUGCACUUACAAAUCGUGUAAUCUUCCGAUAGAAUACAGCUGUUACGUGAGAGCAGAUUAUCAAAGAGAUAUCGCUAAUGGGUAUUUCUGGAAAAAACUCCAAAACUCCAUAUGCCCUGCUGAAGACACAGAAGGAGUACGUAUCGAAGAAAUCAAAUUAGAAGAUGAAGAUUCGCUGAAAAUCGAUUCGAUGAAAAAUGCUGAAAUUUGUGCCGGACAAAACAAUCUGAAAUCUUCGUCGCAAGUGAAGCCUAAUGAAAAAUCUGAGGAAAAUCUCGUUCUUCCUAAAAAUAGUAACUUAGUCAAGUGCACCGAAAAGAAAUCCGCAUCUGUAUCAAUCACUAAGAAAAUUCGUAAAGUUUUUUCAAAAAAUAAAAAAUCAAAAAAGAAGCAAUUGGUUUAUGCCUCCUGAAUGUGUACAGUUGCGUUUGAUUUAUAAAAAUACUUAAUCAUUACUUCGUAUUUUUUUUCUAAUUAGUAAUUAUGAACAUCGAUAUCGUUUUCUAGCUGUAAGUGAUUUGGAAUAACUUUCGUUUUAAAUUCCCAUAUUAUGACAUUUUUUAAAUCAUUAUUUUUCUUUGUUUUUUUUUACCUUAAAUACGUACCUUAUAUAAGAUUAUCAACUUUAUAUGUUAUUUCGAUUUUGAAACUGUGACUACUUACUUUAUAUACGUCCAUUUGGGAUAUAUUUGUAACUGAAUUUUUAGAGAUAAGUUGAAGUCGAGUGCUGUUAAAUAUGUUUUCAUUUUUUACCAUUUUAAAAUUCAAAAUUUGUUUUGGAUUUAUCAGAAAACUCAUUUCUCUAUUUUUGAGUGCAAUUCUUCGUUACCAUAGCAUUUUUUUUUCAUUACGUGCCUAAUAUUAAUUUAUGAAAUGAAUUGUUGAUAAUUGAGCUUAUUUACUUGUAAGUUGAUUAUUUCUUAGGCUGCUAUUGUAAGUUCAUAACAAACGAAUGUAUUUUUAUUAAAAAAUAUAUUAAACUUUAAAAACUGA
Planococcus citri (citrus mealybug) is the source of this 1946-nucleotide messenger RNA. It is a transcript of the gene Myd88, whose product is annotated as Myd88. Gene Ontology annotation, cellular component: plasma membrane. Gene Ontology annotation, biological process: innate immune response; MyD88-dependent toll-like receptor signaling pathway; positive regulation of canonical NF-kappaB signal transduction. The record is from RefSeq and is a predicted model, not a curated record. Gene Ontology annotation, molecular function: TIR domain binding; Toll-like receptor binding. The transcript is spliced from 8 exons. NCBI's taxonomy places the organism in Eukaryota, Metazoa, Arthropoda, Insecta, Hemiptera, Pseudococcidae. Bases 202 to 1365 code for a protein of 387 amino acids.